UUUGAUCUAUUUAACCCACUUCUCAGAACAAUCUCUUCCUUUUUCUUGUUCUUCAUAGAUUUUGAUUCAAUCAACUAAGAGGGUGUGUUUUUAAUCCCUCUCUGUUACUUUUCUUUUUUUCCUAGUCUUUCAAAAAGUCUCUCCUUCAAGAUCCAUGGCAGCCAUAGAUAUGUUCAAUAGCAACACAGAUUUCUCAGAUCCUUUUCAAGAAGAGCUCAUGAAAGCACUUCAACCUUAUACCACCAACACUGUUUCUUCUUCUUUUUCUUCUUCUCCAUCUCCGUAUUCAAACACAGUCUUCGGUUUCAAUCAAACCACACCUCUUGGUCUAAACCAACUCACACCUUACCAAAUCCACCAAAUCCAAAACCAGAUCAACCAGAGACGUAACAUAAUCUCUCCAAAUCUUGCCCCAAAGCCAGUCCCAAUGAAGAACAUGGCCACUCAGAAACUUUAUAGAGGAGUUAGACAAAGGCACUGGGGAAAAUGGGUAGCUGAGAUCCGUUUACCCAAGAACAGGACCCGACUCUGGCUUGGAACUUUCGACACAGCUGAAGAAGCAGCCAUGGCUUAUGAUCUAGCUGCUUACAAGCUACGAGGCGAGUUCGCGAGGCUUAAUUUCCCACAAUUCAGACACGAGGAUGGAUACUACGGAGGAGGUAGCUGCUUCAAUCCUCUUCAUUCCUCUGUUGACGCAAAGCUCCAAGCGAUUUGUCAGAGCAUGGGAAAAACAGAGGAUGUUGAUCUCCCCUGUUCUGAAACAGAGCUUUUCCCGCCAAAAACAGAGUAUCAAGAAAGUGAAUAUGGGUUCUUGAGAUCUGAUGAGAAUUCGUUUUCAGAUGAGUCUCAGGUUGAAUCUUCAUCGCCGGAAUCGGGUAUUACUACGUUCUUGGAUUUCUCGGAUUCGGGGUUUGAUGAGAUUGGGAGUUUCGGUUUGGAGAAGUUUCCUUCUGUGGAGAUUGAUUGGGAUGCGAUUAGCAAAUUGUCUGAAUCUUAAACCAAACAAAGAAGACAAGACUUUUUAUUUUAUUUUCUUUUAGGAGUUUGUCUUUUCUAUUUCAGUGUCUGAUGAUGUCUUAUAUUAAUCUCUGCAACUGAAAUUUUUAACAGUUGAUGAGAGAAUCGUCUCUAGGGUUUGUUUCUGUUGAAAUCUUCCUCUAUGUUUUGGUCUGACUGGUUUUUGUCUUCGUUUUUUUCUUUCAAAAACCUUAGUCAUUGACCAAUCGGAGAAGUUUCCAUGUAUUAUCUUAUCUUAAAAUUUGUAAUGAAGAAAAUGUAAAUUAUUAG
Messenger RNA from Arabidopsis arenosa, 1287 nucleotides. NCBI's taxonomy places the organism in Eukaryota, Viridiplantae, Streptophyta, Magnoliopsida, Brassicales, Brassicaceae. The record is from the annotation of a GenBank genome assembly.